AGCAAUACAAAGCCUUACAGGAACCAAAAUACUAUUUAUAAUAAAAAUUAAGAUUAAGUUAAUAAAAAAUUAACAAUUAAAAAUGUGUAAUUGUAAUUGUCAAAAUGUUCGUUACCUCAUUCUGUGCUCUCUCCUCGGCCUCGCCUAUUCGCUUCCUGUUCCAAAUGAGAAUAAAAAUAAAGAUUUUGAGCCUACCGCAACCUCUACUACACUAAACCCGAAUUUGAUAGACAUGAAUCUUCGACAACAUCAGCAAAAUCCAACACCAACAGAUUUGAAUUCGGUUUUGAUUUUGCAACCUAUUGUUGAACAGCCAAAUCCAUUAGAAAGUAUAUCUGAUAUACAUAACCGACGCACACGUCGCACCUUAACUCCAACACAACUUAAUGAACCUGUCGAUUUGGAGUUUGAUAUGGAGCUCGCUGAGGUUAACGUCUUCCGUCCACUGUUUCGUUAUCGCGCUGAAGUAGCACGUAAUGUUGGACAAAGGCAACAAUUUGGAUAAUACCGAUUGGCAUAUACAUAUUUAGUUUAUAUAAAUAAAAAUAAAA
Molecule: messenger RNA, 551 nt
Organism: Anastrepha obliqua
Lineage: Eukaryota; Metazoa; Arthropoda; Insecta; Diptera; Tephritidae
Exons: 2
Coding region: 83-505 (140 amino acids)
Source: RefSeq, a predicted model, not a curated record